This is a messenger RNA of Pseudophryne corroboree (corroboree frog), 3712 nucleotides long. It is a transcript of the gene MYB, whose product is annotated as MYB proto-oncogene, transcription factor. Gene Ontology annotation, cellular component: nucleus. Bases 274 to 2520 code for a protein of 748 amino acids. Gene Ontology annotation, biological process: regulation of DNA-templated transcription. The transcript has 16 exons. Gene Ontology annotation, molecular function: DNA-binding transcription factor activity, RNA polymerase II-specific; RNA polymerase II cis-regulatory region sequence-specific DNA binding. NCBI's taxonomy places the organism in Eukaryota, Metazoa, Chordata, Amphibia, Anura, Myobatrachidae. The record is from RefSeq and is a predicted model, not a curated record.
GGGCGCCAGAUUUGGCGGGAGGGGGGAGUGUCCCAUGGGCUUUUGUUUGAGGGACUCUCUCCCCGUGCUGUGUUUACAGUGAGCCGUGUUUCAUCUCUCAGGCUGCCACCCCCUCCCCUGUCCCUCCCCGCCGGCUCCCCUCCCUCUGCGGCUCCUCCUGAGAAACUUCUCUCAUAGCGCUACACAUCCACUAGUUGCUGCUGCUGCCAUCACCUCCGCCGCCAGUCCCAGUGCAGCACAGUGCCCGCUGCUGCUGCUGCCGCCGCUGUGAGGAUGAUGCCCAGGAGACCGAGAAACAGCAUAUAUAGUUCAGAUGAAGAAGAUGAUGACAUAGAAAUGUAUGAGCAUGAUUACGAUGGUCUUUUCUCCAAAGGAAAACGGCACUUGGGCAAAACUCGAUGGACGCGGGAAGAGGAUGAAAAACUUAAAAAACUAGUGGAACAGAAUGGCACAGAAGACUGGAAAGUUGUAGCUAGUUUCCUUCCUAACCGAACAGAUGUUCAGUGCCAACAUCGAUGGCAGAAAGUUUUAAACCCUGAACUUAUUAAAGGGCCAUGGACUAAAGAAGAAGAUCAGCGGGUGAUAGAAUUAGUGCAGAAAUAUGGCCCCAAACGUUGGUCUGUGAUUGCCAAGCACUUGAAAGGGAGAAUCGGUAAGCAGUGCAGAGAGAGGUGGCACAAUCAUCUCAAUCCAGAAGUGAAGAAGACCUCUUGGACUGAGGAAGAGGAUAGAAUCAUUUAUGAUGCUCACAAACGCCUGGGCAAUAGAUGGGCAGAAAUCGCAAAGCUUCUUCCUGGGAGGACGGAUAAUGCUAUUAAGAACCACUGGAAUUCUACUAUGCGUCGCAAGGUCGAACAGGAAGGUUAUCUGCAGGAAUCAUCCAAAACCAACCAGCCUUCUUUAGCAACAAUCUUCCCAAAAAGCAACCACUUGUUGGGCUUCACCACUCAAACCCCACAUUCCACACAAGUGUCUCAAAGUGGCCAUGCAGUGAACAACUUCUCUUACUACCAUUUGGCUGAGCCACAGAAUGCACCUUAUCCUGUUGCACUGCAUGUAAAUAUUGUCAAUGUCCCCCAACCAGCAACGGCUGUUGUUCAGAGGCACUAUAAUGAUGAAGAUCCAGAAAAGGAAAAGAGGAUAAAAGAACUAGAAUUACUUCUUAUGUCAACAGAGAAUGAACUAAAGGGACAUCCAGCAAUACCAAACCAUGCAGAAGCCUAUCCUGUAUGGCACAGUACAACAAUUGCUGACAACUCUAGACCCCAUGGGGACAGUGCUCCAGUGUCCUGCCUGGGUGAGCCCCAUAUGUCUACACCUUCCCCACCAGCAGACCAUGGCUGCCUUCCCGAAGAAAGUGCUUCUCCUGCCAGGUGCUUUGGGGUCAACUUAUUAAUACAGAUGAAAAACAUGCCUGAAUACUCGGAAACACUUCAGCUUAUAGAUUCUGAUUCUUCGUCGUGGGGUGAACGCAACAGUUUUGAAUCCAAUGAGCAAGCAGAUUCCUCACCUAGCAAAUCUUCCUCAGGCCGAGACUCAGAGCCUCCGGAGGGGAUGGGCAGCCUGUGCAGCCCAAGAGAUGAACCCAAUACAAACUUAAGCAAAAGCAUGUUGUAUGUGGGUUCGCUCACCUCGCCCAGCUACUCAAAUUCCCCAAAAUGCACGUUGUCACCGCUGAUCGUCCUGUGCAAAAAGAGAGGGCGUCUGAGUUGCUUAGCCAGUGGAGAGAGUGGUCUCUUCAACCUGGCCGACAGUUCUACGCCCAAGCGCUCCCAUAUCGAGAACCUGCCUUUCUCUCCCUCUCAGUUCUUAAACCCCUCAGCUGCACAUGACAGUUUGGAUAUGGAGCACCCCACUCUCACCUCCACCCCACUAUGUGCCUCUCAUAAGUCUACCAUAACCACACCACUUCACCGGGAUCAAACGCCACGACUUCAAAAAGAAAAUCAUAUCCUUAGGACUCCAGCUAUGCGAAGAUCAAUUUUGGAUAGCUCUCCAAGAACUCCUACGCCUUUCAAAAAUGCUUUAGCAGCUCAGGAAUUCAAAUACGGGCCACUAAAACUUUUGCAUCACACCCCCUCACAUCUUGCAGAAGACCUUCAAGAAGUCAUCAAACAGGAGUCUGACGAGUCUGGCAUUGGACCUGAGCUCCAUGAGAGUGAUGAGCCUCUGUUAAAGAAAAUUAAGCAAGAGGUGGAGUCUCCAACUUAUAAGGUUGGCAACUUCUUCUCUGGCCACUGGGAUCAUGAAAACCUCACUGCUCAGUUAUUCACACAGCAGAAUAUUCUAGAAGAUACUCCAAAUCUACUUACUAGUUCCCUGCUAAUGAAACCUAUGUCAGAUAGAGAAGACCACAGAGUGAAAUAUUUUACUGUGCCCAGGAAUAGAGCAUUGACAAGCCCACUACAGCAACUUAACAAUACAUGGGAAGUAAUGUCCUGUGGAAAAACAGAAGAGCAGAAACUGUAUACAGAAAUGUAUCACAAAUACAUGAAAAAUGUAUCCACACUUGUCAUGUGAUGACACAGCGGAAACUGAACUAGCAUUAUCAUUCUAGAAACACUUCAACACAGUUGGAAUUUUGUUGAACAAUUCCUCUACAUGAAGCUUUGGGAAUUUUGUUAAUUGGGAGAAUUUUGUUGUGGUACAACAGUUGGGAGAAGCACCAAGUGCAUUUUGUUCUAGUCACUGAGCAUAUUGUUGGAUUUUCAUCCAGCCAAAGAAUUUACUGGGGGAUGGAUAUUUCCACACUUAAAAAGUGACAAUUCUGCCUAUAUAUUUAGGUGUUGCAUUGUAAUUUAGUUUUCACAAAAUGAACCUGUUGUUAAGAACAAGCAAACUUAUUACCAGUAUUGUUGUUUAUAUAUUUUUGGCAUAUUACCAAGAGGAACUCUACCAGUUUUUGGUUAAUUGCCAUUAGACAAAAUGCAUUGAUACACAACAGUACCAAGCAUUACUACAAUUCAAUAUUUAUAACAGACACAAAUGGGAAUCAAUAUUGUGAAUACUCAAACUUGUAAAACAAUUUUCAAAUUUUUUUUUUUUAAACAUAUCAGUGUGCGUGCUAAUUUUAUUUUUUACAUUUUUUUAUAUAAAAUUAGCUUGCUUUAAAUGGCUACUGACUGAAAAUAUUUUUAAUAAAAAAAAAGAAAUUAUAUUUUUAUUCACUAAUUUAAUUUUUUAUGAAUAAAUUGCCAAGAAUUUGUUUGGGUUUUUGUAUAUUUUUUAUUUACCCCCGAUCCCUGCUGCUAUAACUGUAGCAUGUAGACAUGCUGGCAUUGUGAAAACAUAAUUGGAAUAUGUAUAAAAAGACCACUAUGUUGAUAUCUGCUUAAUUGUGCACUAGCAUUUCAUAACAUUUUUGUACUUUUUAAAGAACCAUUUUAUACAUUUUCUAGAAAUAAAAAAAUACUGGGAGACUGUUUUGAAAAUUGCACCUUCAGUUGUUUGGGAGAAGACUGCAUUUAUGUAUUCAUGUUUUUAUUUCUUUUGUCUGUUUCACCUGAGUUCUAUUUUGAGUCCUCACUUUCUGACCGAAUGUUCUGUUGUUUUGUAUAGUUACUGCCUUUUGUCUGGACGUGAUGAGAAAAGUUUGUAUAAUUUGAAUCUGCUGCCUUAAAGGAUUUAGUGCAGCAUCUCUGCACUUAUUUUAUACUGCCUUUGUAAAAAAAAAUACAUGAAAAUAAAAUAAAGAGUGUUUUCUAAAAAAAUA